Messenger RNA from Selaginella moellendorffii, 647 nucleotides. Its product is annotated as 40S ribosomal protein S16. Lineage: Eukaryota; Viridiplantae; Streptophyta; Lycopodiopsida; Selaginellales; Selaginellaceae. The record is from RefSeq and is a predicted model, not a curated record. Gene Ontology annotation, cellular component: cytosolic small ribosomal subunit; ribosome. Bases 77 to 511 code for a protein of 144 amino acids. Gene Ontology annotation, biological process: maturation of SSU-rRNA from tricistronic rRNA transcript (SSU-rRNA, 5.8S rRNA, LSU-rRNA); translation. The transcript has a single exon. Gene Ontology annotation, molecular function: RNA binding; structural constituent of ribosome.
GAGCCUCUCCCAAAGCCCAGAACCCUAAUCCUUGCUCUCGGCUAGGGUUCUUCGGGCGGCGGCGCGCGGAGGUGAGAUGGCGGCGGCUAUUCAAUCCGUGCAGUGUUUUGGCAGGAAGAAGACAGCAGUGGCGGUGACAUACUGCAAGAAGGGGCGCGGGCUGAUCAAGAUCAAUGGCUGCCCGAUCGAGCUUGUGGAGCCCGAGAUCCUGCGAUUCAAGGCGGUGGAGCCGAUCCUCCUCCUCGGCCGCGAGCGCUUCGCGGGGGUGGACAUGAGGAUCCGCGUGCGCGGCGGAGGCCACACCUCCCAGAUUUACGCCAUCCGGCAGAGCAUCGCCAAGGCGCUGGUGGCCUUCACUCAGAAGUUCGUGGACGAGCACGCCAAGAAGGAGAUCAAGGAUCGAUUGGUGAGCUACGACAGGACGCUCCUGGUGGCUGAUCCCCGGCGCUGCGAGCCUAAGAAGUUUGGAGGCCGCGGAGCUCGCGCUCGCUUCCAGAAGUCCUACCGUUGAGAGAUCAAGGAAGAAGGAAGAAGAGAUUUUUCCAUCUUCUUUCUGCUACGAGGUACCUCUACUAGAAGUUUUUCUUGCUUUUGUUCUUCCUUAAGGAACUCUUUCUACAACAUCAAAGUACUACUACGAUUUUGGA